CUGCUGUUGUUUUUUAUAAAGUUUAAAACAACGAUUUUGUCAUUACGUAUUAGUUCUUGGACCAAAUAUGUAGUUGUCAGUAUGUAAUUAAGACUUUAAUUUAUUCAAAUCUAUUUUAUUUUGACCAUCAAAAUGGGCAUAAACAUAGAACAUAUUUUAAAUGACAUAAAAUUUGAUCAAAAAUUAUUAAGUGUGUUAGACACGUAUAAUAAAUACAUCAAUUAUCGAUUUGACUAUCUCAUCAGAACAAGUAUUACUCAAACACCUGACGAACUCAAUCAUAACGUUGACUAUUCCAAAUUUGAUCCAAGUCAACAGAUUUUCCUAGCUUGCAUGAAUAGUAAUAAAAAUUUAAAUGAUAUUGCAAAACUGCGAGAAGAAUUAAAAACCCUAACAUCAGAAGUCAAUGUAAAAAGAAAAGAACUGAGUUUAAUUGUUCUUAAUGAGGAUGGAUUGAGAAAAAAUAUUAAACACUUAGAAGACAUUAUAUCAAUAAAGGAAAAUUUUGUUCGUGAAACUGCCAACUUUGCAGAAAUCAGAUGUAAUGCAAAACACAAAGUUCAAAAAGAAUAUUGCAGAGUAUUAAAAAAAUAUAAUAAAAUCUUAAGUGAGUUGAGUAAGUCAAAUAAAAAGUCAAAAACAAAUUCUAGUAAUGGAUCUAGCAAACAUUCAGAUUAUGGAGAACGAGUAAAUGAAAGAAUUUUACGAUAUGAAGCUAAAAUUAAAAAAAUGGACGAUGUAAUAAAAAUUGCUAGUGAUAGUAAAGAAAAGUUACUACAAUAUCAAGCUGCUUUACAAACUUCUAAUGAUCGUUUAAAAAUAUUUCAGGGUCAAUUAAAUAAUCUACUAAAAAACAAACAAAGAGUUUCGUUGAUAAUAAUAGAAAAUGAUAAGCGAAUUAAUCAAUUGAAAUUGUAUUUAUCUAAUUUAGGAGUUAUAUCAAGUAUAGAAAAAAGUAGAGUUCAUACGUCUUCAAAUUUAAUUGAAAAUGACAAUUUAAAAAAAGAAUUUUUACAAUUGCGAGAUAUGAGGAAUGCAGUUUUAAGCUCACGUCCUAAAGGGAUGUUCAAUCCAAAAUAUCAAAAGGAAGAUAGUUUAUCUAAAGAAGAUAUACGAAAAUAUUUAGAAAAUGACGAAGCUAUUGAUACAAUAGACUUUUUAACAGAGUUAAAAAAUAAUGAAAUGUCCAAUAAUCAAACAAAUUUAUUGAAGUAUAUUCAAAUGAAUUCAAAUGAAUCCAAAAUUUUCUGGAAAUGCCUAUCAACUUUAAAUAAAGAUGAAUUGAAAAAGUUGUUGGUACAUUAUUUUAUAAAAGUUGUAGAUUUAAAAGAAUCUGGACGACAAAAUGAUGAACUCAUAUCUAAACUUGAUGAAAGUAAUGAUAGACAGAGGCAUAAUAUUCUGUCAAUAAAUAAUAGUUAUCAAGAAUUUCAUUUGUCAAUUGAGAAAAAAUUUGCAUCAUUAAAAAAAUACUAUCAAGCAAAAGUUGAUACAUUAUUCCAAGUUGUACAAGAAGAAAAAAAUGCUAUUACUAUGUUUAAAAUGAAACAAGAAAUAUCCGGACUCAAAAAAAAAAUUGUUGAAUUGGAGAAAUCUCAAACAGUAAAACCUAAAAGGCCUUCAGUAAUUCCAGUACCCCUUAACUGUUUAGAUCAUCUAGAAGCAUCAAAAUCAGAGGCAGAAACAGUGUCUUCUGCCAAAGUAACAUACCACAAAAACAAGCUGAAAAUACAAAAAACUAAAACUAAAUGAACUCGGACACAAAAUUUAAAUACAAUUAUGUUGGGCAUUGGUAAAGCGUGUGAUCUACUAUUAAUAGGUAACAGAUAAUAUGCCUUUUGUAACUAAAUACCAAGGUUGACACGAAAAAACCUGGGCUGCUUUUCUGGGUUAAACCCACUUGAUUUUUUAAAAAACCUGGGUUGUUUUUUUGGGUUAAAGCUCAGUAUUUUGAAAAAACUCAAGCUGCU
Molecule: messenger RNA, 1970 nt
Organism: Melanaphis sacchari
Lineage: Eukaryota; Metazoa; Arthropoda; Insecta; Hemiptera; Aphididae
Exons: 9
Coding region: 133-1752 (539 amino acids)
Source: RefSeq, a predicted model, not a curated record